Molecule: messenger RNA, 1752 nt
Organism: Adineta steineri
Lineage: Eukaryota; Metazoa; Rotifera; Eurotatoria; Adinetida; Adinetidae
Source: the annotation of a GenBank genome assembly
AUGCGUAGGAUUUUCGAAGAUGCAUUAGAAAGCUUAGAUGAUGACGAUCAAAAAUCACAUAUAAAUAAAUCAUCAACAUCAUCAAAAUCUUAUGAAGAAUCUGGUGUUGAUCUAAAUCAAUCCUUAAUUGAAUGUGAACAAAUCACUCAACUUAUAUUUGAAAAUCGUUUGAAUGAAGCACUUAAACGAACCAAAGAACAAGAAAAUCGAUCAUUAUAUCAUAGUUUAUGUCAUAGUUCAAUAAGUUUUAUGCAAGCUGGAAUGACAUUUAAUCAAGAUGAUAUCGAAGCAUCAAUUCAAGCUUUACGUCAUACAACAAAUAUGUCGAAAAAGAGUGAAUCAUAUCGAUCAUGGAUAUCAUUUGGUUUAAGUACAAAAUCAACGAUGACUGAAUACGAAUUACAUGCAAAAUUAGUUUAUGCUGAAGCGUUACUUAUAAGAGCUUUAUUAACAUUUAUACAAGAUCAAGGUUUAUUUAAUUUUAUAAGUGGUGCAUUAAAAAUAAAAGAAUGUCAUGAUUUAUUUGUAAAAUUAGCAAAAAAUAAUGAUCCGUCCAGAUUUUCAUCUAAAACAUCGUAUGAACAUUUUGAUAGUGGAGUUCGAAUGGGCAAUGGAGCAUUUAAUUUGAUGAUUGCGAAUUUACCACAACGGAUUAUUCGAUGUUUAGAAUUUGCUGGUUUUUCCGGAGAUAAAGAUUUUGGUAUUAAAGAACUUGAAAAAAGUGCAAUGAGUAAAGGUUUACGAGCACCACUAGCAGCUUUACUUCUUCUCGGUUAUCAUACAUAUGCUGCACAUAUAUUUGGAAAUGGUGAUGGUGAUCUUAAUAAAGCACAUACAUUAGUUGAAUAUUAUUUAAGCAAAAAUCCAAAUUCAUAUUUAUUUCUUGUUUUUCGUGCAAGACUUCAAACACUUCAUUGCCGACUUAAUGAGGCAAUUCAAACUUAUGAAUAUGCAAUUCGUUGUCAAAGUGAUUGGAAAAAUCUUCAUCAUAUUGCAUAUUGGGAAAUACUUUGGUGCCAUGUACUUCAACUUGAAUGGAAACAGGCGGCAACGAUGGCUGAAAUUCUUCUUAAAGAAAAUAAUUGGAGUAAAGCAACAUCAUGUUAUCUUCUAGCAACAUUUCAAUUUGAAUAUAAUAAUGGAAUUGCGACUGAUGAAAUUAGUCAAUUAUAUAAACGUGUACCAGAAUUAAAAAUUCGUCUUGCGGGUAAAUCAAUUCCAUUGGAAAAAUAUGCAAUAAAACAAUGUGAACAUUUUCUUGCACAAAAAUGGCUCUUUCUACCAGCAUUGGAAUUAGUUUAUCUUAUGAAUGGUUUUUAUAUUCUUGUUCAUGAUCAAAAUAAAUUACAGAAAACCCUCGAUAUUGUUAAUAAUGCAAUAAAAGAUUUAGAAGUGAAUCAUCAAAAUGAUCAAUUUUAUGCUGAUAGUUAUGGUUCCGGUCUAUUACUUCGUGGUGUUCUUCAUUGUUUUCUUCAUAGAUAUGAUGAAGCACAUCAAGCAUUGGAUGAAAUAAUUAAUAUGUCAAAAGAAUUUGAUGAAAAAUCUUUAUUAACAGCAAAUGCUUUAUUAGAAAAGGCAAUGGUAUAUAUUGAAUUAAAACAAAAACAAAAAGCUAAUGAAUAUUUACAAAAAGCGAUUGAAUGUAAGGAGUAUCAACUUGAAUCUCGUCUUCAUUUUCGUAUAAAUGCAGCAAUGCAAAAAGUGAAACGAUUGGAUAAUGAAUCGAAUAAGAGAAAUGAUUCUAAUAAAUAA